AGGAAGGGGGAGCUGACGCUGCGGCUGCCUCCCGCGGCCCCGGCCUUUUGUGCGGGCGGCGGGCUGCGGGCGGCGGGGUCGGGUGCGGGCGGCGGCCGAAGAAGGCGAGGCGGCUGCCCAGCGGGGACGCUCAGCCGGGCCCGGCCCUGCCCUGCGGCUGGGCGCGCCCACCGCUCCGCAUCCAUGUUCGAACAACUAGAAGAGGACAUGCAUUUCUCACCCUUGGAUUACAGAUGAACUGACCGAGGCCUGGGGAGCUAGGGGGCCUGCUCUGGGUCACAUGGCUAGGAAGUGGAGCAGGGUGGCACCACCCCGCACUCUGGCCGGAGCACGCCAAGCAGCUCCCCAUCUCUCCGUAAGCGGCUUCAGCUCUUGCCGCCAAGCCGACCCCCACCUGAGCCGGAACCGGGUACCAUGGUGGAGAAGGGGUCAGAUAGCUCCUCAGAGAAGGGUGGGGUGCCUGGGGCACCCGGCACCCAGAGCCUGGGCAGCCGGAACUUCAUCCGCAACAGCAAGAAGAUGCAGAGCUGGUACAGUAUGCUGAGCCCCACGUACAAGCAGCGGAAUGAGGACUUCCGUAAACUGUUCAGCAAGCUCCCUGAAGCCGAACGCCUCAUUGUGGAUUACUCCUGUGCCUUGCAGCGCGAGAUCCUCCUCCAGGGCCGCCUCUAUCUCUCCGAGAACUGGAUCUGCUUCUACAGCAACAUCUUCCGCUGGGAGACGACAAUUUCCAUCCAGUUGAAGGAAGUGACGUGUCUGAAGAAGGAAAAGACGGCCAAGUUGAUCCCCAACGCCAUCCAGAUCUGCACGGAGAAUGAGAAGCAUUUCUUCACUUCCUUUGGGGCCCGAGAUCGCUGCUUCCUCCUCAUCUUCCGCCUCUGGCAGAACGCACUGCUUGAAAAGACGCUGAGUCCCCGAGAGCUCUGGCACCUGGUGCAUCAGUGCUACGGCUCAGAGCUGGGCCUCACCAGCGAGGACGAAGACUAUGUCUGCCCCUUGCAGCUGAAUGGUCUAGGGAGCCCCAAGGAAGUGGGCGAUGUAAUUGCCCUGAGCGACAUCACCUCCUCAGGGGCAGCUGACCACAGCCAGGAGCCAAGCCCGGCAGGUUCGCGCCGUGGCCGCAUCACCCCCAGCCUUUCCCGGGCCAGCAGUGACGCAGACCACGGGGCAGAGGAAGACAAGGAGGAGCAGACAGACAGCCAGCCAGACGCCUCCUCCAGCCAGACAGUGACCCCGGUGGCCGAACCCGCGAGCUCAGAGCCCGCCCCCCCUGACGGGCCCGCCUCCCUGGGCCCCUUGGAUCUGCUGCCCAGUGAGGAGCUGCUGACAGACACGAGUAACUCCUCCUCGUCCACGGGGGAGGAAGCCGACCUGGCGGCCCUCCUUCCCGACCUCUCCGGUCGUCUCCUCAUCAACUCCGUCUUCCACGUGGGUGCCGAGCGGCUCCAGCAGAUGCUCUUCUCAGACUCGCCCUUCCUGCAGGGCUUCUUGCAGCAGUGCAAGUUCACAGACGUGACCUUGAGCCCCUGGAGCAGGGACAGCGAGUGCCGCCAGCGCCGAGUGCUGACCUACACCAUUCCCAUCAGCAACCCGCUGGGGCCCAAGAGCGCCUCUGUGGUGGAGACACAGACGCUGUUCCGGCAUGGCCCGCAGGCAGGCGGGUGUGUGGUGGACUCAGAGGUGCUGACGCAGGGCAUCCCUUACCAAGACUACUUCUACACUGCCCACCGCUACUGCAUCCUGGGCCUUGCCCGGAACAAGGCCCGCCUCCGAGUGUCCUCCGAGAUCCGCUAUCGGAAGCAGCCCUGGAGCCUUGUGAAGUCGCUCAUCGAGAAGAACUCGUGGAGCGGCAUCGAAGAGUACUUCCACCACCUGGAGCGAGAGCUCGCCAAGGCCGAGAAGCUGUCUCUGGAGGAAGGCGGGAAGGAUGCACGCGGGCUGCUGUCCGGCCUGCGCAGGCGGAAGCGGCCCCUGAGCUGGAGGGGCCAUGGUGACGGGCCGCAGCACCCGGACCCUGACCCCUGCGCCCGGGUUGGCAUGCACCCCUCAGGCUCCCUCAGCUCCCGCUUCGCAGAACCGUCCGUGGACCAGGGCCCCGGGGCAGGCAUCCCCAGCGCCCUGUUUCUCAUCAGCAUUGUCCUCAUCGUCCUCAUUGCCCUCAACAUCCUCCUCUUUUACCGCCUCUGGUCCCUGGAGAGGACAGCCCACACUUUCGAGUCCUGGCACAGUCUGGCCCUGGCCAAGGGCAAGUUCCCCCAGACGGCCACGGAGUGGGCGGAGAUCCUGGCCCUGCAGAAGCAGUUCCACAGCGUCGAGGUGCACAAGUGGAGGCAGAUCCUGCGGGCUUCUGUGGAGCUCCUGGACGAGAUGAAGUUCUCGCUGGAGAAGCUGCAUCAAGGCAUCACCAUCUCAGACCCUCCCUUCGACUCCCAGCCACGGUCCGACGACAGCUUCUCCUGAGGAUAUCUGGCCGCUCGGCCAUCUCCCCAAAUGGACAGAUGGACACAGAGGAUCGGUGGCCACUGCUGGCUCGGUGUGAGCGCCGGGAACCUCCCGCCCACCCCUCCCAGUGGCCCGGCCAGGGGCCACGCAGACAUGGGGACCACAGAACCGAGAUGCACUUUAGACCAGCGUGUGAGUCCAGCUGCCAUCGCCUGCCCCGCCAGGGCACUGGCCCGGCCUUCGGCAGGCCCCCCACUAACUUAUUGUGCUCUGCUGGGGUUAUGGGGGGCACCUCCCGGGGUGCACGAUUCCCUCAGCUCUGGGUUUAAUGUAUUAUAUUUAUUUGGGGCUGACAGCGCCCCAAUAAAGGGUUGGAAAUGGC
Orcinus orca (killer whale) is the source of this 2824-nucleotide messenger RNA. It is a transcript of the gene GRAMD1A, whose product is annotated as GRAM domain containing 1A. Bases 415 to 2460 code for a protein of 681 amino acids. Gene Ontology annotation, biological process: intracellular sterol transport. The record is from RefSeq and is a predicted model, not a curated record. The transcript has 20 exons. Gene Ontology annotation, cellular component: endoplasmic reticulum membrane; plasma membrane; endoplasmic reticulum-plasma membrane contact site. Gene Ontology annotation, molecular function: sterol binding; sterol transfer activity. NCBI's taxonomy places the organism in Eukaryota, Metazoa, Chordata, Mammalia, Artiodactyla, Delphinidae.